Boleophthalmus pectinirostris (great blue-spotted mudskipper) is the source of this 6320-nucleotide messenger RNA. RefSeq names its product tetratricopeptide repeat domain 3 (gene ttc3). Gene Ontology annotation, molecular function: protein binding. Bases 179 to 5680 code for a protein of 1833 amino acids. The record is from RefSeq and is a predicted model, not a curated record. The transcript has 45 exons. NCBI's taxonomy places the organism in Eukaryota, Metazoa, Chordata, Actinopteri, Gobiiformes, Gobiidae.
AGUUUUUUUGCCCAGAAGAAGCCGCGUGCACUUCCUAUUUACAACUUUUUUUUUCUGUAAUACAACGUGAGACAAAGACCAGAACCAGGACCAGGACCAGAACCAGGACCAAGACCAGAACCAGGACCAGGACCAGCUGAGCUCUCGUCUCUUUUGCAGGCGCUGAAUCGGAACCGUGAUGUCGGACUCGGAGUCGGACUCGGAGUGUUCGGGCUUCGGGGAGCAGAGGAGCAACGAGAUCGCUUUUCUGGACCAUAACUUUGCCAUCGUGAACCCGCAGACUCCAGAUGAUGUGUAUGAGUACUGGGAUCAGAUUUCUCAGGAGGAUAAAAAGGUGGCAGGGCAUCUGAUGAAGAUCUGUGCUUUCUGGCUCCCGAUUCUGCUGCAUCCGGACGAGUCCAGCACCGUGUCCUGCUGGGCCGCGCAAGUGGGACUCGUCGAGCCCAAUAAAGACUUGAGUUUGAGGCACAUUGAUAAGAUUGAGAUUCUGGAGGCGAUUCUGCGAGCGCUCGUCAAAGGAACAUUGAAAAAGGCUCAGACUAAACAGGUGGUGCUGAUCAGCAACAGCUUCUACCUGCACUCUCCGGAGGUUCUGGAAAACGCUCUUCAGUGGUUGGAGAGAACCGGAGAACCAAGGAUCCGGGUGCGAGUCCUGGAGCUCGGGCACCUGGACGUCUGCUUCAAAGCCCUGCACCUGGUGUUUGUGGAGUUUUCUCAGUACGUUAAAGCUUUGGCCUACAGCUUCGACCGGACCAUGUGCGCCCUGACCGCCCGCCCCAACGACAUGCUCGUCAAGAGAAGUGAAGAAAUGAAGCGAAAAGGGAACGAGCAUUUUCAGAGGAGACUCUACGACGAAGCCGUCAAGUUCUACACCAAGGCCAUCAAACUACACCCUGAUAACCACAUCAUCUAUGGAAACCGAGCUCUCUGCUACAUCAGGUCCAACAACUUCCUAAAAGCGUUGGGCGACGGGAAACGGGCGACUCUGAUCAAACCGCUCUGGGCCAAGGGUCAGUACCGGUACUGUGAGGCCCUGUUCGGUCUGGGCGAGGUGCGACGGGCGCUGGAGGCCAACAGGUCGGCUCAGACUCUGUGUAGAAACGACCCUGAGGGCAUCAGGGACCUGGAGUCACAGCAGCAGAGGUUCAGCGCACACGUGUCCCACAGCGCCGCCAGCGUUCAUCUAAAGACGAAUAUUUCCCUGAAUGUCAGCGCCGCUCCUGCUGCUCCUCCUUCUCCUCCUUCUCCAGCGCCUCACAGCGGGAAAACAAAGAAAGCAACGGCGCCCCCUGGUGCCAAAUCUGAGAAGAAAAACACUCAGGCCCCCGGUGGAGCAGAGAAGACAACUGCCCCCUCCAACGGGACAAAGAAGAAGACAGCGGCGCCCCCUGGUGCUAAAGCUGAGAAGAGAAGCGCUCAGGCCUCCAGCGGCGCAGACGGUAAAACAGUGACGCCCCCUGCUGGCACAGAGAAGAAGCCCUCUGCAGCGCCCCCUGGUGCCAAUGGGAAAACUGCAGCGCCCCCUGGUGCCAACGGGAAAACUGCAGCGCCCCCUGGUGCCAACGGGAAAACUGCAGCGCCCCCUGGUGCCAACGGGAAAACUGCAGCGCCCCCUGCUGGCACAGAGAAGACCGUCCCUGUGAAGAAGGAGGCCGAGGAAAAGGUGGAGAAAAAGGCUCAGCCAGCCAACGACAGGAGCAACGUGACCAGACGGACCUCCACCCCCGACCCCAAACCUGCCAAAAGUGGGAAACUGUCGACCCAGAACCGACCUGAGACCAGCAGAGGGCAGCACAACAACGCACACAACAACGCACACAACAACGCACACAACGGACCAAAGAAACCGAGCGUGGACGUGUUGAAGGAGUUGUCCUCUGCGGUCGCCGAGGGACACGCCGCCCUGGACGACCUGCGCUGUCGGAACGCCGAGCAGGCCUUCAGCCGCGCCCUGACCCUGGCACGAGCGGGCGCCUCCACACAGGUGUCCUCUCUGGACGUGUUGCUGUUGAAAUACGGAAGAGUCACUGCUCUGACUCAGAUCGGACGCUCCGAGGAGCUCUCUGAGGCCGAGCAGCUGCUCCGUCAGAUCCAGGCGUCAGAGGAGAGAACCUUCCAGUGUCUGGUGUGUUUGGCCUACGGACGAAUCUACGUCAAAGAGAACAGGUUCAGAAUGGCCCUGGUCCAUUUCUCAGACGCUCUUCAGAUGGUGAAGAACAGAAUCACUCCUGGUAAACUGACGUGGCCCCUGACCUCACACCUGCUCCCCGAGACUCAAGAGCAACAUUUACUGAACCUUCUUCAGGACUCCAUAGAGUUGUGCAGGUUUCCUCCUCCUCCAGACGCCGUUUGUCGUCUUGAAAACUGCACAGGUUCUGUUAAGAAAGAAAUUUACUUCACUGACCCGGAUUUUAAGGGCUUUAUUCAGAUCCUGUGCUGUCAGAGCUGCAGUGUGGAGUACCACAUGAGCUGCUGGAAGAGCCUCAAGAGUCUGCACUUCUAUGAGAAGAGUGAGAAGGAGUUCCUCAGAGACCCGUGUUUGACCCCAGACUGCGGUGGGCAGAUAAACUCAAUAAAGAUCUACGGUCCCACAGGCCUGGUGAAGUGUAAGUUUGAGGUGGCCAUUCCCAAACCUGUGACGCCGAAGAAGCCUAAAGUCAACCAGAGGUGCACCAGUAUAAAGAAGUUACAGUCUAAAGAGGAGCGUCUGGUCCGGAGGAAGCAGCACAAACACGUCUCUGAGCUCUGUGAAGGAAACGCCUCAGAGUCUGAUCCAACCAACGACCACGUCACCGACACCACACCUACAGCUCGUCUCCACUUCAGGGACCACGUUCUCCUGCAGAUCAGCCAGCACCUGGAGCUCCUGUGUGAGGAGAGCAGCUCGUGUGUGUCUCUCCUGAGCCUUCGCCUCAGGCCGUGGUUGCAGCUGGACGUGUCCAGAGGGAGUCCUGUGGCCCGGAGGCUCCUGCAGAGUCUGGAUCAGCCCGAGGCGUCUCUGGGGGGCGCCGUCGAGCUGCUGCUGGAGCGAAGGAACCGAGUGUGGGCACGAAUCCUCAUCCAGUCCCUCAGCGACAGCCAGGACCUCCAGCCCAGAGUCUACAGCUGGGCCCAGAGCCUCGAGUCUGCAGGUCUGAGGGCGGCUCAGUUCUUCAUGGAGCGUUACUCGGAGGAACUGGAGCGGUUGGACUUGUCUCUGCUGCUUCGCUUCGGUCCGGUUCAGGAGAUCAUCCUGGAGAAGUUGGGCGGUAAACCUGAGAUGUUCUCGUCUUUGGGGCUCACGCUCACAGAGUAUCUGCGCCAGUCUCCCGCCCACGACAUGAGGCUGUUCAUCUGGGCCCUGGAGGAGCAUCGGCAGCACUACAAGUCCUGCCAGUCCAUCCUCGACCAGUAUUUUGAUAUGAUGGACGGCCUUUGUUCUGUUUUAAAAAAGUCAGAAGAUGAUAAUAAUAUAAAUUCUCCUCAUAAAACUAAACCCCGGGGCAGAAAAAAGAAAGGCCCAAAGUCUGUGGCGGCGUGGACGGGGCCUCAGGGGUCGGGACCUGCAGCAGACGACUGGGAGCCUGUUCUUCUAGAGGACGACUCUCUGAGGUUCCUGGAUCAGCCCUUCAUGGUCCCGUCUCACCUCCGGCAGCAGGUUUCCUCCUUUGAAGACGAGUACAGGAGGAACAGUCCCGCCCACCACCUUCUGGACUCCGCCCCUCGACUCUCCAAAGACGCUUUAUACGAGUAUUUUACCCUGAUCCUGGAGGAGCACGGGCCCCUGGUCCCCGACGACCCUUUGCUGGUGGGAGAGCUGAGGAACUUCCCGUCGUCGGCGCAGCGGCAGAUCUUUGAGGCGGGGGGUCUGGAGGCGUUUCUCCUGAGCUCGCCGUCCUUCGCGCGGGUGGGUCUGUGCGUGGGGCUGUCGGGCGCAGAGGGACCCCCCCCUCACGCCUGCCUGGACCAGCUGGACGUUAUAGACGACGACUCCGGGCCCCUGCAUCACUCCAGCUUUUUCACCAACCUCAGAGACUCCUACCCCGCGCUCCCGAGUCCGUACGUGUUCGACCUGUACACGGACUCGGGUCUGGUGGAGCCCGGCUCUCCUCCGGCCCCCGCAGAGCACCCCGCAGAGCACCCCGCAGAGCACCCCGCAGAGCACCCCGCAGAGCACCCCGCAGAGCACCCCGCAGAGCUGCUCUGUGUGGCCGUCAACACUGAGGCCCUCCCAGACCUUGAGGAGAGUCAGGGGGGUGUGAACGGCCUGAUGAAGCUCCAGCUGAAGAUGCAGCAGGAGAUGUUGUCCAUGAGGGACGACAGAGACAGACAGAAGCAGCAGAGGCAGGAGGAGCUCAGGGCCCUGGAGGAGGAGCUGGAACAGGCCGUGUCCAACGUGCAGGUGACACAGAAGGAACUGUCUCUGUUCCAACACAAACUGGAGGAGGAGGUGAAGAAGGAUCAGAAGGACAAGAAGGAACAUCAGGAACGUCUGCGAGGACUGAAGCAGGAGGUGGAGGUUCUGCAGCAAGAGCAGCACAGACUGAAGAGGAGCAUCAGGGAGAAGAACUCUGCCCACAAGUCCAGACUCCAGGACUUCCUUCAGCUCAGUAACCAGGCCGCUGCGGAGAAGAUGAGUCUGGAGGAGGAGCUCCAACGCUGCAAAGAACAGGAGAGCAGAGCCUCCAGGAGGUCCCUCACCGCUCAGGUGAAGGUGCUGCAGACUCAACAGGAGCAGGUCCUGUACCCGCUGCGCCGGGAGCUGGCAGAAAGUCAGGGCCUGAUUUGGCGUCUGGGCGAAGUGGCCCACAGGUUCUCUCCUCAGGACCUGGAGGCCACACUGAACCGUCUGAGAGCCGGAGUCCAGGAGAUCGAAAAGAAGAUCUCGUCCACAGAGGAGCACUACACCAGGCUGGUGGAGGAGUUGAGGAGCGGAGCUGAACUGAGCGACCUGCAGCCAGAGAACAACACACUGAACCCAGACACACAGUCUGUGCAGGUCCCUGAGGCGUCGUCUCUGUCGCCUCCACAACCUCCUGCGGUGACCAGCGCCUCCCCGAGCAAGAAGAAGAAGCCCAAGAAAGCCCAGGAGACGCCCACCGCCCCCGCCGCGCCAACCGCACCCACCGCGCCAACCACCGCGCCAACCACCGCGCCAACCAUGCCCACCACCGCGCCCAACGCACCACCCAACGCACCACCCACGGCAACCACAGCAACCACGGCAACCGCCCCCACCACAGUGUUUGAACGUGCCCUGGAGAGACUGGGGGCCAUCUUCCCCGACACCAACAGGGCCGAGCUCAGCGCACACAUCCAGAGGUUCCGUUCGUCCAGUGGUUCCUUCCACAGUCUGAGUCUGAUGGACGUGAUCCAAGGAGUCACACAAAUCCUCCUGGACCAACAAGAGGUGAGGACUCGUUCCAGAGUGACUCCUCCUUUAGGAAACGUCGCCUCCGUGUGGCAGACUGUGGAUCCUCCACGCAGCGCACACGUCCACGCAUUAAACUCUGAGGAUCCGUGCAUCAUCUGCCACGACGAGAUGAGUGAGGAGGACAUGUGUGUGCUGGAGUGUCGACACAGCUUCCACCGAGAGUGCAUCCGCUCGUGGCUGAAGGAGCAGAGCACCUGUCCCACCUGUCGAGAUCACACCCUGCUGCCUGAGGACUUCCCUGCCCUGUCGACCAAGAGACACAUCUGAGACGCCCCGCACCUGCCCGCACCUGCCCUGUCCGAAUCACAACUUUUGUGGAAUCAAUGAAACUCUUUGUUCAUUCUUUAUUUUUAAGUUUCAUGAUUUUACAUUUUACACUAUUAAAAAAACAUUUAAACACUUCAAGGUUUUUUUUUCAUCUCCACUGGAAAGGUCUGAAGGUCCUCCUGAAGGUCCUCCUGAAGGUCCUCCUGAAGGUCCUCCUGAAGGUCCUCCUGAAGGUCCUCCUGAAGGUCCUCCUGGUCUUUACAAAGCCAAAGAGCUGGUGAUUUGAGCGGUGACAAACGUGGACAGUCAGACGUUUGUGGAACUUAAACCUUCUUCCUUCUGUUGGUGUCACAGCGUUGAGGUUUGUUUUCCUCCGUCUCAGACCUUCUGGAAUGUUCUGAGGAGCAGAGCCGGGCUCAGACUCUGCACAGCUUCAGGGGGAAGUUCUCCGUGAUGAGGUGGUCGUCCUGAAGCACGAUCACGAUGUUCACUUCAAACUCUGAGGGAAGAAACGGAACAGAAAUAUUUAAAGGAGCUGGAAAGGAGCUCGGAGUCGAAUCUGCACGGAGCUGCUUUUCUCUGAGUUUAAUGUUUUCUGUGAACUUCUGUUUUAAAGAAAUAAAAACAUAAUAAAACUGAA